AGUUACAUUACUUUUUGACUCACCUGUGCCGUGAACCGUUAAAUUUUCUUCAUAUUUUGCAGUUAUUAGCUGGUUCUUACAUGUUAGCUAAGCUAAAGCUACCGAGGCUCAGCUGUCCUCACAGUAACAGCCUAGGAAAGUCAGUAUUUUGUUCUGAAACACCUUCAUUUAAAUCUCCUUCAUGAUGUAUGUAUGUUUCAUGUGGCUUUGUUCAGGAGGGUGAGCUGUCAUGUUUGCAUACAUUCCUGUAUAAUCUGAUGAGAUGUUGGACUCUGAUGACUGCAGCUUGUCCCUGGAUGAUCUGUUUUUUGACAAACCCGUUGUCAAUGAAGUAAAACCACUGCACCAAGAGGCCAGUCCGUGGCAGCUGGAAGAGCCUCCAUCUUUUACUCAUAUUCCAGCCACUCAGGAUAUGCAAGAAGAGGCUGAAUCUCUUUGUACCCUAUACAGUUUCUCACAGACACCCAAGAAUUUUCAACCUGUUUUUAAAGGAUCUGUUGGCCUUAAGGUGUUGCCUUCAGUUAUCAGCAGUUGUUGCAGUUUUAACAGUGAUAAGAAAGAGACUGAGGGGACUCAGGGAGGGUAGCAGCAGCAGCACCAGCAAUGCAAUGGCCUCUGGGGAGGUGAAGGGUUCAGGGAUUACUCUCAGGGUGGCUGUCAGAGUGGCAGAGGUGGAGAUGAAACCCUGCAGGACUCUGGUCAUGCGGGCCUCAGCAGAUGUUUGUCUCAGGACUUCAGCAAACGCCCACCUCUACAAAGAAGCUUGCUCAGUAUUCACGUGUUGACCAGUGGAGGUGACUCUUUAAACACAGGUGACCUCAGUAGCAGUGGCGGCAGCAGUCAGGCAACAUCCGGACCUCAAACUUUUCUCAGUCGGGUUACCAUGACAACAGCGCCUCCCCCUCCUCCUCCUCCUCCUCCUCCUCUUCAGCUGCCACAGGCGACAGUUGGCCGCGCAGCUCCUCCUUUCCCCUCCAAUCCCCCCCCCUCACCCCCUCCUAUGGGUUCAUCUGCAGCGAGUGGCCGUCCCCCGCAGCAGGCGCCACACGCAGAGACGCAGGACAAGGGCACAAAGAAAGCUUUCGUUCCGCCCAUGACGCCUCGGCCGCUCCUCAUACAAGGGUCUUCUGGGGCAGGUUUGCGUCCAGUUUCGGAAAUACCAGUUAAGUUCAGAUCAGUCUUCAGCGAGUUCCCCUUUUUCAAUUACGUUCAGUCCAAAGCUUUGGAUGAUGUUCUUUACACAAAUAAGAACUUUGUGGCCUGUGCUCCAACUGGAUCUGGUAAAACAGUGCUGUUUGAGCUGGCAAUCAUUCGUCUGCUAAUGGAGACACCAGAGCCCUGGAGAGAUGUCAAAGCUGUAUAUAUGGCCCCCAUCAAAGCUCUCUGUAGUCAGUGCUUUGAGAGCUGGAAGAAGAAGUUUGGUCCUCUGGGGCUGACCUGCAAGGAGCUGACUGGUGACACAGAGAUCGAUGACUUUUUUGAAAUUCAGGACUCCCAGAUCAUCCUGACUACGCCUGAAAAGUGGGACAGCAUGACCAGAAAGUGGAAGGAUAAUUGUUUGCUGCAGCUAGUCAGGCUCUUCCUUAUUGAUGAGGUGCAUGUGGUGAAGGAUGCGACCCGUGGUGCCACCUUGGAAGUGGUGGUGAGCAGGAUGAAAGCAGUACACACCUACAGGACUUCACAGAAUCCAGAGGCCGGCCUCUCUAUGAGAUUUGUGGCUGUGUCUGCUACCAUACCCAAUGUAUCUGAUAUAGCAGACUGGCUGUCAAAUGAGAACGGCCCGGCCACAUAUCUGGAUAUGGAUGAGAGCUACCGUCCAGUGAGGCUAAGGAAGGUGGUGCUGGGAUUCCCCUGCGGUCCAAAUCAAACUGAGUUCAAGUUUGAUUUGUCACUUAACUACAAGAUAGCCAACAUCAUACAGACUUACUCUGAACAGAAGCCUGCACUUGUGUUUGCUCUACAAGGAAAGGGGCUCAGCAGUCCAGCUGCAGUUCUGGCUAAGGAUGCUCGAUUCAUCAUGAGCGUUGAACACAAGCAAAGGUUGAUGAAAUUUGCAAACUCGAUUCUGGAUUCAAAACUGAGAGAUCUGGUGUUGUUAGGAGUUGGUUACCAUCACGCAGGAGUUGACUUGUCUGAUCGGAAGUUAAUGGAAGAGGCCUUCAUUCUAGGAGAUCUGCCUGUCCUCUUUACCACCAGGACUUUAUCCAUGGGGGUGAACCUACCAGCUCACCUGGUGGUGAUCAAAUCCACCAUGCAGUAUGUCGCAGGUUCCUGUGAGGAGUACAGCGAGGCCGAUCUGCUCCAGAUGAUAGGCCGUGCUGGAAGACCACAGUUUGACACAUCUGCCACUGCUGUAAUUAUGACCAAGAUUCAGUCCAGAGAGAAGUACAUGAAGCUAAUGAAUGGGAUAGAAGUCAUUGAGAGCAGCUUACACAGCCACCUGGUGGAGCACUUGAAUGCUGAGAUUGUUCUCCAGACUAUCAGUGAUGUAAACAUGGCUCUGGACUGGAUUCGCUCCACCUUCCUUUACAUCAGAGCCCUCAAGAACCCCACACACUAUGGAUUCUCUGCCGAUUUAGACAGAUGUGGAAUCGAAGCAAAAUUGCAAGAACUGUGUCUAAGGAACCUAAACUCUCUGUCCUCUAUUGGUCUGAUCUCUGUGGACGAGGAUAUCAAUAUUAAACCAAAAGAGGCUGGCAGGUUGAUGGCUAGGUACUGUGUUGCCUUUGACACCAUGAAACAGUUCAGUAAAGUAUCUGGCACUGAAAACCUGCGUGAUCUGAUUGAGCUGCUGUCAAAGAGCAGAGAGUUCAGCGACAUUCAGCUGAGAGUGAAUGAGAAGCGGCCCUUGAAUGCUUUGAACAGGGACAAGAACAGGCUCACGAUCAGGUUUCCCUUUGAGGGAAAGAUCAAAACCAGUGAGAUGAAAGUAAACUGUUUGAUUCAGGCUCAGUUAGGCUCCCUCUCAAUUCAAGACUUUGGACUUACACAGGACACAGCAAAGAUCUUCAGGAAUGGCAUGCGCAUCAGCAGAUGUCUGUCUGAGUUUCUGAGUCAGAGAUCAAAGGCUGGUUUUUCUGCUGUGCUCAACUCCCUGAUCCUGGCUAAGUGCUUCAGAGCCAAGCUUUAAAACUCACCCUAUGUUUCCAAACAGCUAGAGAAGAUAGGUCAAACUCUGUCAACUGCCAUGGUGAAUGCUGGACUCACCACUUUCGGCAAAAUAGAGCAAACCAACGCCCGAGAGCUUGAGCUGAUUCUAAAUAGGCAUCCGCCAUUUGGAAACCAAAUCAGAGAAUCUGUCGUACAUCUCCCAAAGUAUGAAGUUACUCUGGAGCAGCUUCCAAGGUAUAGCAGUGGCACAGCGGAGAUCAUGCUGAAAGUGAGCGUCAAAAACCAAGCGCAGCUGCUGACCAAGAGAACAGCUCAGGACCACCAUUAUGUCUCCAUCAUCAUCGGAGACUCUGACAACAAUGUCAUCUUUCUGCAGAAACUCACGGACUUGGUGCUGCUGAAGUGCAGUAGGUGGUCAAAGAAGAUUGAUGUGGUAAAGGCUGCAAAAGGAGAGGAGAUCAGUGUGCAUCUUAUCAGCUCAGAAUAUGUGGGCCUGGAUAUCCAGCAGAAGUUCACAGUGUACUACUCUGCAGCCCAAAGAUUUGGGAUUGAAAAUCCACACAGCAUAGCGCAGGCUCCCAGCAGACCACAAUCUGCGCUGAAACCACUAUCAACAAAUCAGGCUGCAACUCAGAGGGAAAACGCCACAUCUGCUGAAGAAGAAGGCAGCUGUAGUAAAAGACAAUGCAACCACUUCUGCAAGAACAAGGAUCUCUGUGGCCACGACUGCUGUAAAGUAGGUGUUGUUGUGGGAAAAAAGAGGUCAGCAAACCAAGAAACCAGUUUCUCUUCAUAUUUGAAAGACCUGAGGAGGCGCUGUGACACAUUUGCGUUGACCCCCGUUAAACGACUCAAGAUGAAAAUGACUGAGGAGUCUGUGCCACUCAGCAUGCAAAUGUUUGCUUACAAACCCAAAGAGAUGCUUCCCCCUGCUUCCUGGUGUGGAGGAAAUCUCUGUAAAGCUUCAGUGAGACCUCAGUCUGACCUGACAGGUGAAGACUGUGCUCAACUACCAGACAGAGGAAGUCUGAAUGGCCUUGACAGAGAUUAUGAUGACUGUGAACUGGAGGACAUGAACAUGGUGAUAGGAGAGCCAUCCCAAACCGCUGCUGCAGCUCAUCCUCACCAUCAAGGUUCCUCAGCGUGGAUGACCACAGAUAUGAGUGCUGGGAACUCUAAACAGUAUCUAAACCCGGUCAAUACAACCAGCACGAUUUACUCAAGGAGGUCCACCGCAGUGCCAGAACAGAGAGCUCUCUGCAAAAAUACUUCAUCCCUCCAGAUACCAACUGUCAGCUUUGACCUUGGAAAUGAGUGGGAUGACUGGGGUGAUUUCGAUGAUGAGAACUUGGUGCAUGCCAGCGAGACAGCACUGACCUCAUGUACAACUAAUGCUAAACCUCAGAUCCAGCAGUGUGGUGAGAGCAGUCUGCCAGGCUAUGUUGCAGCUUCAGCACCAGUAUUACUCAGCCACUCACAAGCCAAACCCUCUGCAACCACUGUCACUACACCACUGAGGUCAAUUUUAACAAAUGUGAGUCCUGAAAUCAGAAACGUGGGACCCUCAUCGGUCAGUCAGACAUUCACGCCACAGAAGAGAAUCACACUCAGCUGGAAUCCGAAAGUACAUAGGCCAAAUAUUUUCAGUGAGGAAAUCGGAGUAGAAACACCAUUAGAACACCUAAAACAGCCUCAGGAGGCUAAAGUGACCAGAAGGUUGGAUUUCUUUUCAGCUGUGAGUGUCCCACCCAGUGUCAGCUCAUCUCUCAAUAGAAGCAAAGAGGAGGAAGCCUUCGUUGGCAUAUUUGAUGGCAUAUUUUAGAAGUACUGCUGAACACACUCGUGAUAUAAACAUGUUGUUAGCAUACAUGCUUUCUGUUUCCUGUGAGAUUUAAACCAGGAGUUGUAGAAUGUUGUAAAUGAAUUCUUAUUUCAUAUUGUUAACGAAACAAGUUAU
Archocentrus centrarchus (flier cichlid) is the source of this 5068-nucleotide messenger RNA. RefSeq names its product helicase for meiosis 1 (gene hfm1). Gene Ontology annotation, molecular function: nucleic acid binding; ATP binding. The record is from RefSeq and is a predicted model, not a curated record. Lineage: Eukaryota; Metazoa; Chordata; Actinopteri; Cichliformes; Cichlidae.